AUGUUGGUUCAUGACUACGAACUUUUUCAGAUGAAAGAAGGAGAAUCUAUUGAAGAGAUGUUUGCCAGAUUUAGCAAAAUCAUUAGCGAUCUUAAAGCUUUUGGCAAACCAUACUUAAGUGGUGAUCAAGUUAGGAAAAUUUUGAGAAGUCUACCCACUACUUGGCAGACAAAAGUGGUUACACUUGAAUCACAGGAUUUGAACAAAUUAUCAUACGAUGAACUUCGAGGAGAACUUAUAGCCUUCAAGAAAACUCAUCUCAAGAAAACAAAACAAGAAGAAAAGAAGAAAACAGCUGCUUUCAAGGCUACAACUGAAAGAGCAAACAAUGAUAUUAAUGACGACCCUGAAGCUCUUCAAGAAGAAAUUAUCAUGGGUGCUGGACAGAUGAGGACACUUCAUAUGACGAAUGCAAAAAUGACAAUGAGAAUUGUUUCAUGGCGCGAGGUGAAACAAGCGAGGUUUCAGUCAGCUCCUAAAGAAUCACAUCUGACUACAGUAAAGAGAAUUAUUCGAUAUCUCACUGGAACUAUUUCUCACGGAUUAUGGUAUCCACGCUCUAACAAUUUUAAACUAGAAGGUUUUUCAGAUGCUGAUCUUGCAGGUGAUAAGGAAGACGAAAAAAGCACCAGCGGAACAUAUCAAUUACUUGGAAAAGCAUUGAUAUCUUGGAACAGUAAAAAGCAAGGAUCAACUGCACUAUCCACAACUGAGGCUGAGUAUAUCGUCAUUGGAUAA
This is a messenger RNA of Nicotiana tabacum (common tobacco), 738 nucleotides long. NCBI's taxonomy places the organism in Eukaryota, Viridiplantae, Streptophyta, Magnoliopsida, Solanales, Solanaceae. The record is from RefSeq and is a predicted model, not a curated record.